AUGGGUGCAGUAAGGGCUGUUUUUCUGUGUGGGAUUCUUCUCAAUUUGCUUGUUCUAUGUAGUUCGGAUGCAGAGGUUACGACAGUAAAUAUUCUUACAGCUAAAAAACUCCUCAAGCAAGGCCAUCUCUAUCUUGAUGUCAGGACUGAGGAAGAGUUCAAGAAUGGGCACGUGGAGAAGGCCUUGAACAUACCGUACAUGAUCAAUACUCCAAAAGGGAUGGUGAAGAACCCCAAAUUUGUGGAUCAAGUUUUGUCCCUAUGUGGCAAGGAAGAUCAUCUUGUUCUGGGGUGCAAAAGUGGUGUUAGGUCCGUACAUGCAGCUACCCAACUUGUUAACGCAGAAUUCAAACAUGUGUACAACAUGGGAGGAGGAAUCAAUGCCUGGAUUGACAAUGGAUUUGAGGUUGUGAAGCCACAUACUGAGGAACUAUAA
Molecule: messenger RNA, 435 nt
Organism: Striga hermonthica
Lineage: Eukaryota; Viridiplantae; Streptophyta; Magnoliopsida; Lamiales; Orobanchaceae
Source: the annotation of a GenBank genome assembly